GCACAACAACCAAAUUAUACUAACUUGUCCCAAGCCUUACAAACAGUUUCCCACGAAGUUUCUUUCAUCCCAAAUAUUCCAAACUUGAACGUUGCAGACCAGUUAACAAUAAUUCAACGAUCACUCUCAAAUUUGACUGAUGCGGUCACAAAUUUGACUGAUACAGUCACAAACUUGUCUAAUGCAGUCACAAACUUGUCUACAAACUUGUCUAAUAGAAUCGAUGGUUUGACCAUCACUAUUCAAGCAAUGGACACGCGAAAUCUAGCAAGAAUUUAUAACUCGCGCUUAUCCAGUCCAGACUUUCAAUUGGAAAUAGUUCCGGACAUGGCUG
Molecule: messenger RNA, 334 nt
Organism: Funneliformis mosseae
Lineage: Eukaryota; Fungi; Glomeromycota; Glomeromycetes; Glomerales; Glomeraceae
Source: the annotation of a GenBank genome assembly